This is a messenger RNA of Closterium sp. NIES-67, 816 nucleotides long. The record is from the annotation of a GenBank genome assembly. NCBI's taxonomy places the organism in Eukaryota, Viridiplantae, Streptophyta, Zygnematophyceae, Desmidiales, Closteriaceae.
AUCCAGUGCUUGUGUGUGUGUUUGAAUGGUGUAUCACAAUGUGGUUUGUGUCGGUCAAGACAUUAGCGAGUUUUUACAACUCGCAUGUCAAGUCGUCGUUUGUGUGUCGCAUGUGUUUUUUUCUAUUUUGUCGAGUGUGAAGUGUCCAUCGUGUCGCAGGUGUGUGCAGCAAGCCCCCAUCAACUCAAGAAGAAUUUAUCUUGCAGAUCCAAGAACAAGAGCUCAAGAUUUCAAGCCCAAGGGACGCGGAUAAAUAUUAAAUAGUUAAAAUAGAGGUGAUGCUGAAGCUUCAAGACAAGUUCAAGUGCAAGAACCUUGGUGACGUCAACUACUACCUUGGGCUUCACAUUGAGCGAGACGUGGAGAAGCGGUGGAUGCGAGUGCAUCAAAAGAAGUACUUGGAGGCCUUGGCUGCAAACUUUGGGAAGAGUGAAGGUCAUGUGGCUACUCCUCUUCCCUCAGGGUUCAAGUGUGUGAAAGGACCAGCGGAGGAAAGUGUUGGUGAAGAGGAGAGACGCCGUUUUCACUCCUUGGUGGGCAGCCUCAUUGCUUGUGUGUGUGUUUGAAUGGUGUAUCACAAUGUGGUUUGUGUCGGUCAAGACAUUAGCGAGUUUUUACAACUCGCAUGUCAAGUCGUCGUUUGUGUGUCGCAUGUGUUUUUUUCUAUUUUGUCGAGUGUGAAGUGUCCAUCGUGUCGCAGGUGUGUGCAGCAAGCCCCCAUCAACUCAAGAAGAAUUUAUCUUGCAGAUCCAAGAACAAGAGCUCAAGAUUUCAAGCCCAAGGGACGCGGAUAAAUAUUAAAUAGUUAAAAUAGUA